AUGGUGCAAUCUCAUUUACUGAUUGAAUUUGAUUCAUGUUUGAUUUUGUUUUGUUUUGUUUUUUUUUUUGUUUUUUGUUUUGUUUUUUUGUUUUGUUUUUUGUUUUGUUUAUUUCAAUUUCUGAUUUACUUGUCUAACAGUUCCGAACUCAAUGAGCUCCUCUUAAAAGGAAGCACCGCCCUUUCCAAUGGUGAUCUUGCAACAGCUGAGAAUCACUAUUCAACAGCCCUGAAAUUGGUGUCACCAGAACGAAAAACGAAGGAAAUGAGAACGUGCUUCGAAGAACUUGGCAACAUCUACUUGGAAUAUGGUAAGAAAACUAAAUCCGGAGACGACUUCACAAAAGCAACAGCGUUAUAUAACGCAGCACUUGCAAGAUGUACAAGCACUGAAGAUGAGCUCAAAAAGCACCUAAUAAGACGCACUAAAGAAGCAGAGAGGCAGUUUUUAAGUUCCAUUCUCCCAGAGGACUCACCAAUAGACUUUCCCGACUAUGAAAACGACAUCAAACACAAAGAUGUGUUAGAGAAGAUUCGUGACAGCUGCAAAGAAAUCAUUCGUCAGGUUGACUUUGAGUGUGACCCAGGAGUAAUGCCUCUUGAUGAAGAACAACGAGUGGUGUUGGAAAAAAGGCGAACCAAUUUGAUAUCCACACUUUUCCGAAAGAUAUCCAAAGACAUGAUUGGCUUCAUUCAAAUGCUGAUCGAAGAAUGUACAUCAAUGCUAGGCAACGCACCUUGUCGAUUUGCAGUGAUUGGGCUUGGCUCAUUGGCCCGGAACGAAAUGACUCCUUAUUCUGAUAUGGAAUUCGCAAUUCUCCUUGAGGACGGUGCAGAAACGGAAUCCAACCUGGAAUAUUUCCGCAACAUCACACGCUAUUUGCACUUGAAAGUUCUCAACCUAGGCGAGACGAUUUUACCUUCAAUGGGUAUCACCUCGUUAAAUGAUUUCUACUCUGGCGAUCCUGCACGCAUGUGGUUCUUUGAUGAUGGUCCAAAAGGGUUUUCCUUCGAUGGAGCAAUGCCAUGGGCAAGCAAGUAUCCACUUGGUCGUAAGGAAACUCAAACUAAAGAAGCCAUUGAACUGAUUAAAACACCAGGCAACAUGGCCGCAUUGCAAAGCGAGCAACUUGCUAUCAAAGAAGGCUACCACUUGGCUGAUGUGUUGGCCACUUCGGUGUUUGUCACCGGCGAUGAAGAACUGGUUAAAUUGUACAACGUGAAAGUCAAAGAAAAGUUGCAAGAUCCAUCUGAUCAGGAUAUGUUGACUAAUGGAUCCAAGAGGGGGUUUGAGAGCUUGAACGAGAUAGUCAAAGAUUUUAGCCUCUAUUUCGACUUGGGUGAAGCUGGCAAAAUAUUUAAUGUCAAGAAGGAACUGUACAGAUUUCCUAGUUUGGUUCUGAAUAGUCUGACCUUCUAUUACAAUCUGGAUUCACGCAACACUUGGGAUGUUGUUGACGAAAUGCAAAAGAAGCAGCUGAUUACAGAAGACGAAGCCCACAAUCUGAAUUUUAUUUUAGCUACUGCAUCUGAACUUCGAAUUCGUUCUUACCUUGGGAAAGACGAACAAAGAGAAAAACUGGCUGUUUUACUGGCCGACGUGGGGGAAUUAGACUUGCCUGAAUCAGUUGCUGGAAAAGCUGGUGCCAGUGGGGUCGGCGUGGAGAAGGCUUUUCACAUUCCUAAUCCAGAUAUCUUCGUUCGAUUUUUCAUGACCUUUUUCCCUCUUCAAAAAGCCAUCGAUGAAUUCCUGUCUAAAGAAUCACCAAACAAAGUGAAUAUAUUUUCUGAUCACAAUCUAUAUGAUUGCAGGUAAAUGUUAUAAUUAUUAAUAUUAUACCUCAAAUUCAAAUUGUCGAAUGAGAAUUAGAAUUAUGAAUCUAAUGCGUUUCAUUACACCAUGUAGGCCGUUAACGAAGGCACUUAUCCAUAUUCGUCUGAUGGAGUUCAAGGAAGCCAAGUCUUGUCUUGAAAAUGUGGUUUCCCUGGUAGAAGAUGAGCUGGACCAGGGAGACCUAGGCGAAAAUCCGGAGCUGUUUGACACACUUUCAACACUUGGACAUCUCUGCUGGGAGUUAGGUGAAGUUGAACAAGCCGCUCAAUAUUCCGAGAAGGCAGCUCAAGUUUUAGAGAAGAAGUACAAUGGGGUCAAACCCAACAUGGAAUUCGCAAACUCUUACCGCGAUCGUGCCCAUAUUUACGCUUCACUUGGAGAAUACGAAAAAGCAUUGUCGUUCUACAAACAAGAUUUAAAUAUACAAAUGGCUGUGUACGGAGGGAAGCCUCGUGCAUUGUAUAUUGCCGCUUCCUAUGACGGCAUGGCUGGUGCUUAUCGGCAAAUGAAAAAUCUCGAGCAGGCUAUUUUUUAUUCCGAGAAAGCUGUCGAAAUCGUCAAAAAAGUCGGCAAAAAACGGGUUGGGUCACACUACUGCGUUUUCCUGCACAACCUGCUGUCCGCCUAUUCCGAAAAGGGCGAUAUUGAGAAGGCCUUGGGUGGAUAUAGGGACUUGUUUGAAACAAUAAAGACGGUGUUCGGGAACGGUGUCCUUCAUCCAUAUUUAGCGUCGUCACUUGCUAGUCUGGCGACUGCGUAUUUCAAUGCGAAGGAUUACGAGCAAGCGGUGGCGCUUUACAAGCAAGCGUUAUAUAUGGGAGAACAGCUGCGUGGUAGAAACGAAGUACAUCCCGAAAUUGCUGAUUUUCUUAGUAAAUUGGGACACUGUUAUUCAGCUCUAUUUGAUCAUGAACAAGCAAUCAAAUAUUUCACAAGAGCCCUGCAAAUCCAGAAAUUACUGUAUGGGAAACAAAUCUCGCAUCCAAGAGUAGCUAGCACGCUUUGUAAUCUUGGUGGGGCAUAUCUCGUGUUACGAAAUAUACCCGACGCAUUGGAAGCAUGGAACGAAGCUCUAAAACUAUUCCGCGUAAUCCACAAAGAUAACUUUGCGCACGAGGAUGUCUGCACUGUUCUUAGCAAUCUUGGCUUUCUUCACAUCGAGCUGAAUCAAUUUGAAAAGGCAGCGGGUUAUUUAGAAGAAGCCGAGAAACUUUGGCAAGACAUUCUUGUCGACGGCAAACCUCACCAGGGCUAUGCGACAACUUUAAACAGCUUGGGAAAGGUUUACCGCCAUCUAGGGAAGUAUAAAGAAGGGUAUGAAUGCUGCCGAAAAGGGCUGGAAAUGAGAAGGUGAUUAAUGUGUUAUUGAUAUCGUUGUUGGGGAUGGAUUUUCAUAGAUUUUGGCAUUCGCUUUUUCUAUCCCAACUUCCUGUUGGAUGUCAAGUUAUUUCCGGUGACCUGAUUUUAAUUAUUUUUUAAAAUAACUUUUCUCUCUGAUUUCAAUUUUUCUUAAAGGAACAAUUAAACAAACCAAAUUGUUAAUGAAUCGCGAGACAUGCUCCCGCUAUUGCUUGUUUGCAAUCACCUGACUUUUUUCCCAAAAGACGGGCAAUUGAACAACUUGUGCACGAUUUUUCCCAGUAUUUAAGUGCUUGUAGCAAGAUAAAAUGACGGUAACACAUCUAUCUAAGACUUAAAAUGUCUCCAACGGAUCGAUUUUCGUCCCACCUGCCCGUCAACUGAAAUUGCAAAUUUACGCCAUUUUUUUUUUUUUUUGCAAACAGCCAAUUGACUAACAAAGGCCUAAAUCGCAUCAUUGUCGCUUUGGUUAAAAUUAUGUAUUGUUUUCCACGUUCAUAUUGUAGAUCAUUAUACGAUAGCAAAGAUGGCCUGAAGAACGCGCAGUUGGUAUUGGCAGACUCCUUUCGCGAUACGGGAUACUGCUGCUUGAAUCUGGGUGAUUACGAAAACGCGCUGUUGUACUUCCAACGUGGUUUGGAGAAACGCAAAGAGAUGAACAUGGAUGUCGCUGAAGCAUACAGGGAUGUUUCCACUGCAUAUGCUCGCUUGGGUCGUUCACUGGAAGCGAUCAAGUUUUGCCAGGAAGCCAUUCGUCUGGACGAAGAGCACUAUGGGGCCGAGAAUGUCCCUGAUUCAACGAUCAGCACAAACCUGUGUAACUUGGGAGGUCAGUACAUUGCGAUCUCGGAAUUCGAGAAAGCAGCUGAGGUGCUGGAGAAAGCAUUGGCGGUUUUAGACGGAAGAGGUGUCUCCAUCCAGCUUGCCGCAGUACUCGAUACCUUAGGAACAGCGUAUCGAAGUUUGGAAAACUCGGAGAAAGCGUUGUCGUGUUUGGAAAAAUCUCUGUCUUUGAAACAUCAGCUGUACGGUAUUGACAGAGCGCAUUUGCAGACUGCCAAAACUUUAACAAAUCUUGGAAAUGUCUACCAUCAACUUGGAAGAUUCGAGGAAGCGAUCGACUACUACACGGAAUCGUUGAACAUGAAAUACGCAUUGUACGGACCCAAUGCGACUCAUCAAAGCAUCGCCAUCACACUUGGUAACAUAGGCAAUGUUUACUAUGAGUUGGGUCAGUACGAGAAAGCCAUUAAGUACAUCAAGGAUUCUCUGCAAAGGUACGGCGACGCGGGAUCGUGCAGUCGUGAGGUCGCUUUCGGUCUGUACAGUCUUGGUCAAUCGUACGAGGGUUUGGCUGACUUUCCUGCCGCGUGCCAAUGUUAUGAAAAAUCCCUCCCAAUUAUGGUGCAGGUCUUGGGCGAGACGCAUAAUUUAGUGAAACUGGUUCAGGCGAGACUGUUAGGCAUUCGACUCGUAUUUUGGUACAGCCAACUCCAAGCUUCACAAGGAAACAGUUCUGGAUAG
Molecule: messenger RNA, 4716 nt
Organism: Paramuricea clavata
Lineage: Eukaryota; Metazoa; Cnidaria; Anthozoa; Malacalcyonacea; Plexauridae
Source: the annotation of a GenBank genome assembly